UAAUGGGUGUAUAUAUAUUCUACAUGCAACACUCUCGCCAAAAGUAGAUUUAUUGUAGCACCUUGCAGGUGAUCAAAUAAGCUGUAAAUAGUCAGAAAUGAUUGCCUUGGUUAUAGCUUCGCACUUCGUUCUCAGCUGCUAUGCAACAAAUGAAAUGCUAGUAUAUCCGGCCAUUGUGCAAGAACGUACAAACGCGGAAAAUUUGGUCCUUCGGCUGAACGACCACCUUACACUUAACCUUGAAAGAAGCACGGUACUAGCGGACAAACUCCUCAUGGUUACCAGCAGUGAACACGAAAAGCAAGUCAAAACGGUGGACACAUCUUCCAUUCAAGAAACGCUGUAUCAUGAUGAACACCAUCAAUCAUCGCUAACGGUGUUGCAGAAAGACGGAAUUGUGAAAGUUGAAGGCAUCAUUAACCAUAGGCUUAGAAUCAAGCCCCUACCACAAGGCGAGCGCUCAUCACAGGGUCACGUGCUUCAUCGCAUAUAUGAAGUGCAAGAAGUCGACGACGAGCUUGCAAAAUCAGCUCCCAAUGACCAAGCACCUUUGCAAAGUAUGACGCCAAUGUGGCCGAAAGAGGUCCAUGCUUCGGGACCUCUAUCGCCAAGAAGACUAUUUGAAGAAUUCGUGGUGGAGGUUACAAUAAUAUCAGACAAACAACAUCAAUCCCACUAUCAAGGAGACAACGAGUUGAUCACCUAUUUGGCGGUGAUGGUGAAUGCAGUAAAUCUCCGGUACCAUGGCAUGACCAACCCUCGAAUUCGAUUCAGGCUCGUCGGAAUUACCAGGAGCUUGAUGGAUGUAUUCGCCAAGUACAUCGACGGCGGUUACUUGGAAGCUUACGGCACCAUUGAAGGGUUGACGCAGUACAUAAGGGAAGGGAACGUUCCAGAGCAGACUGACGUGGUGUACCUAAUUACCGAUCGAGACAUGGUGAACGGUAAGAGUGGUCAAGCAGCCGAGCAAAAAAUGACAGGUCUUUCGUACGUCGGGGGAGUCUGCACAAGAGAAAGAGUCGCACUGGGAGAAGAUAUUGCUCAGUCAUACCGGGGAGUCUUUACGAUGGCACACGAGCUUGGGCACACGCUGGGCGCCCAACACGACCCGGUCGGGCACCGCGAAUGUCCGUGGUCCGCCGGAAGCCUCAUGAGUUACGUGGACGGCGGCACAAACAGGUACCGGCUCACUCCCUGCAGCAAGAGGCAAAUACGAAGUGUUGUCGGGAAACUGCCACCAUGGUGCAUAAUGGAAACGUCGAGAAGAAACCUGAUGGGGCACCCAGGCCUCUUACCGGGCCAUAUGAUAUCCGCAGAUGCAUUCUGCAAGCUGUACUUAAGAAGGAAAACAAACGCACAGGAACAGUACACUAAGAUGACCCAUGAGUACAGCAGAAAAUGUAAGAUGCAAUGCUGCUACGUAACAGGUCGUCUAACGUGGUGCUACGAAGUCGAUAUAUUGGACGGCAUGCCAUGCGGUAAAGAAAGCACAUGCAUAAAGGGGGUCUGCAGGAGGCAGCACCCGUGGCCUUGAAUCGCAGCAUUCAAGACAACAUGGAGCCAGGACACGAGUACACGAAGAGAGACGAAAUCCAUACCUCAAGAGAUGUUUGCGUUUAUGUCCUUUUCUUGUACUAAUUUUAACUGUGAAAACGCACAGAUGCUGCAGCACCAUAACUGCUUCAUCUCAGCAUUUGUAACUUUCGUGCUAAAACACGUCAAUAAAACCAAAUUAAAGCAAAAAC
Messenger RNA from Dermacentor silvarum, 1745 nucleotides. RefSeq names its product venom metalloproteinase antarease-like TtrivMP_A. The record is from RefSeq and is a predicted model, not a curated record. The transcript is spliced from 14 exons. Gene Ontology annotation, molecular function: metalloendopeptidase activity. The coding region runs from base 98 to 1534 and encodes 478 amino acids. Gene Ontology annotation, biological process: membrane protein ectodomain proteolysis. NCBI's taxonomy places the organism in Eukaryota, Metazoa, Arthropoda, Arachnida, Ixodida, Ixodidae.